AUUGGAUGUCCAAUUUUGGGAAUCAAUACAACUCUUUAUAGUCACCACCCGUUUGAUCUUCAUUAUCAGUCUUUUUUCUUUAUUAUUUAAAAAGACAACAUUUAAUACAUAAAAUGAGUUUGAUAUAUUUAAUAGAAGAGAGAGGAUACUGAUAUGGGCUCUCUUUUCUAUAUCAUGAUUUGUUGUCUAUUAGUGCGCGAGCAAUUUCUGACCAAGUACACCAUUUAAACAUGUAUAUUUGUAUAUAUUUUACAUAUUUUAGACCGAGUUUAUACAAGUACACAUCACCUCAAGAAGGAUAAAGAAAGAAAAAAAAAAUGAGAGACGGAGUAAAUAGAGGGUCUCUUUUCUUUCCUUUUAAACAAUGUCUGAUUCGAGUCAAAACUCUCUUAUUGAUCAUGAACAAUAUAAAAAAGAUAUUAAAGAUAUAUUAAGUCAUUCCGACCUUACGACCAUCACAGCCAAAAAGAUUCGACUAGAGCUAGAAAAACGAACGGGUCAAUCCUUGGACGGUAUAAAGAAACAGAUAAACGGUCUGAUUGAAGAAAUGUUUCAAAACGUGCAUAACGAUUCCAAUGUUGAACAUAACAACAAACAGGAUCAAACUCGUAGAAUUGAGGAUCUUGUAAUUAACCAUCACGGGAUACCAACGAAAAAGAAGACCAAAACACCCAAAAAUACAAAAAAGAGACCAGCGGAGAAGAAGCAAAGGGACAUGCCUCUGCUAAAGGUGCUUCCUCCGUUAUCUCAUAUUAUUAAAACUGAAUACUGUUCCCGUACUCAAACUGUCAGCAAAAUGUGGGAAUACAUCAGAGAGCACAACUUGCAGGAUGAAAAGGAUAAGCGUUAUAUCAAUUGCGAUGAUUACUUUAUACAACUAUGUGACGGUGAGAAGAGGAUCAAUACCUUUACGCUAAAUAAAUACAUUCAGAAAUACUUUGAAAAGCUUUCAGAUGAAGAACAAGAGUUAAGAAAACCGCCAUCGACUGAAACAAAAGAGCCACCUGCCAAAAAGCCGAAAAAGAAUCCACGUGAUAUGCCUAUUGUCAAGAUACUUCCGCCUUUAAGCGAUAUUAUCAAAACUGAAUAUUGCUCACGUACUCAAACGGUUAGCAAGAUGUGGGAGUAUAUCAGAGAACAUGGUUUGCAAAAUAAAGAUGAUCGAAGAUUAAUCGAUUGUGACAGCAAGUUCAAAGAAUUAUGUGAUGGAAAGGAUCAAAUAUCAUCCUUUGCUAUGAAUAAAUACACUCAAAAGUGCUUUGUAAAGAUUCCUGAAGAAGAGCAAAAAGCAAUUAAGUUACGGAUAUAUGGCGACAAGCAAGACAACGAAGAAGAUGAUGAUGAAGAAGAAGACGGAGAGUGAAAACAUGUAUAAAAAACAAUUUUUGGGAAAUAAACAUAGUUCGACUACAGGAGAUUCCUAUUUCCAAGCUGUAGAUAGUCUAAUAGACUAUAGCUGGUUGAUAUAUUCAAUAUAAAAAUAUAUAUCAAAGCUUUCAGUUCAAAUAGCCUCAACUAUUACAUUUGUGCACGAAGUAGCAUCAUACGUAAUUACUUUGUGCUGUGUUCCAAAAAUCAUCCUAGACUUGCAAACAAGUCUUUGAUAAUUUGAUCAAGUAGCAUAGGGGGAUUAACAAACACUUUGUCCCCAAGAC
This is a messenger RNA of Rhizopus microsporus ATCC 52813, 1655 nucleotides long. Its product is annotated as SWIB-domain-containing protein. The coding region runs from base 365 to 1363 and encodes 332 amino acids. Gene Ontology annotation, cellular component: nucleus. The transcript is spliced from 5 exons. The record is from RefSeq and is a predicted model, not a curated record. Lineage: Eukaryota; Fungi; Mucoromycota; Mucoromycetes; Mucorales; Rhizopodaceae.